AUGGUAUUAAAUGAAAAUGAUAAAGAAUUUGUUAAAAAAUUAUUUGACUCUUUAGAUAAAGACAAUAAUGGUAAAUUAACAAGGGAAGAAAUUAAAGAAGGUUUUUUUAAAUUAAGAAUUCCAUCCUCCGAGAAAGAUAUUGAAAGUUUUUUAACAAAUGUUGAUAAAGAUAAAGAUGGAUCAGUUAGUUUUAAGGAAUUUGAAGAUUUUACAAUUGAAAAUAUAAAGAAAUUAAAAAUUGUAUUUGAAGAAUUAGAUACAAACAAAUCUGGAACAUUGGAUAUCCAUGAAAUUGAAGAAUCAAUUAAAAAGUUAAAUAUUCCACUCUAUAGUGAACAAGAAUUAAUUAGAUUAUUCCAUCGUAUUGAUAAAAAUCGUGAUAAUCAAAUCGAUUUUAAUGAAUGGAGAGAAUUAUUGGUUUUAUUACCAAAUUCAAAUCUUCAAUUAAUAAUUUCAUUUUGGAAAGAUUCUCAAAUUUUAGAUGCAGGUUUUGAUAAUGGUGGUUUCAUUCCACCAAUGGUUGAAAAAAAAGAAAAAGCUUCAUCAUUAAGAAAUACGAUUACUUAUAUGUUAGCUGGUUCAGUUGCAGGUUUUGCAAGUCGUACAUCAACUGCACCAUUAGAAAGAGUUAAAAUUAUGUGUCAAUUAAAUCAUGGUAAACCAAUUUCUUUAAUUUCAGCUUUUAAAGCAUGUUAUAAAGAUGGUGGAAUUAAAGGUUUCUUUAGAGGUAACUUGGCAAAUAUUAUUAAAGUUAGUCCAGAGAGUGCAGUUAAAUUUGGUACAUAUGAAUAUGUAAAGAAAUUAUUUGCAGAAAAUGAUUGUGAACUAACAUCAGCACAAAGAUUUAUUAGCGGUUCAGUUGCAGGUGUUGUUUCUCAUACAACAUUAUUUCCACUUGAAGUUGUAAGAUUAAGAUUAUCAGCAGAGAUAGCAGGAACCUAUAAUGGUAUUUUCGAUUGUUUUAAAAAGAUUGCAAUUUCAGAGAAAUCAAUUAGACCAUUCUAUAGAGGUUUAGGUGCCUCAAUUACAGCAACCAUUCCCCAUUCGGGCGUCAACAUGAUGGUCUAUGAAUUCCUUAAACAUAAAGUUAUUAAAAUGACAGGUAAUGAAUUCCCAACAGCUGGACAAUUAUUAGUUUGUGCUUCAACUAGUAGUGUUUGUGGUCAAUUGGUUGGUUAUCCAUUCCAUGUUGUUAAAUCUAGAUUAAUCACUCAAGGUAGUUCUGUCAAUCAAGAGAAAUACACUGGCCUAUUCGAUGGUUUAACUAAAAUCAUUAAAAAAGAAGGUCCAAUCGGUCUUUAUAAAGGUAUAGUACCUUCCUUUAUGAAAUCAAUUCCAUCUCAUUCAAUAACUUUUAUUGUUUAUGAAGGUUUUAAAAAAGCUUUUGAUGUUAAUUUAAAAGAAAAAAAACAUCAUUAA
Messenger RNA from Dictyostelium discoideum AX4, 1419 nucleotides. RefSeq names its product EF-hand domain-containing protein (gene mcfC). Gene Ontology annotation, biological process: transmembrane transport. Gene Ontology annotation, cellular component: mitochondrial inner membrane. NCBI's taxonomy places the organism in Eukaryota, Evosea, Eumycetozoa, Dictyosteliales, Dictyosteliaceae. Gene Ontology annotation, molecular function: calcium ion binding. The transcript has 4 exons. The coding region runs from base 1 to 1419 and encodes 472 amino acids. The record is from RefSeq and is a predicted model, not a curated record.